Durio zibethinus is the source of this 5634-nucleotide messenger RNA. NCBI's taxonomy places the organism in Eukaryota, Viridiplantae, Streptophyta, Magnoliopsida, Malvales, Malvaceae. The record is from RefSeq and is a predicted model, not a curated record.
UAAAUGAUAUUGCUGAAUGGAACAUAGUCAAUUUUAUCCCUUUUCAAGUAGUGUCAAGCUUAUGGCAGGGACUUGCUGGAGAGCUGGUAAAUGUUCUCAAAGAAGCUGGGCAGAUGGUACCACCUGCACCGUUGAAAUUUGGAACCCAUGUGAAGAAGAAGCUCAUGUCUUCUUCAAUGAGUAAUGACUAGAGUAUCUUGAACUUUGGACUAGUUGCACAAGUUUGGUCAUCUUAUUGCCUGUCUUAAAACAGGAGUCCAAACUAUAUGGGGCUCAUGUCAAGGAAAUCGCUGCUGAUGCUCCAAAGGCUAAAAAAAAUGACAUUUGACAACUCAAGACGACAAAAACUGAUGCACGGGAGCCCGUGGUGCCAAAAUUCAUGGUGGCCUGCAGUAAAAUGUGUAGGUUAAGAGGAAAUUUUCCUGGUAAUUCAAUACUAAAGACCACAUAGGAAUGACAAAGAAAUUUAACUUUGUAAUUAGUGGGCAUUCAAAAGUACUCUUACUGCCCAAGUAAAGAAUAUUUUCUUACCCAACAAUCAUCAGCAGUGACAUUAUCUGAAGUAGACGGGAAAGAAUGCAAUGUGUAUUCAAAACAUCAUAUGCCUUGGGGACUUGUUCAAAGCCUCAAAAAGUUUUCUUUACAAUGCAAUGUUGGAGGCACAAGUCAGCUGCAAGAAAGUAAAGGAGAAAACGGGGAAGAGUCCAAUGACUUUUGUACUCUAGGAAGUGGAGAGAAAAUGGCAGAGAGUGCAGUGCACUUUUUACUGCAAAAGCUUGCACCUUUCUUUGAAAAGGAGAUGCAGCUGUUGAGAGGGGGUCGGGAAGAAGUUGCAUGUGUAAGGGGAGAACUGGAGCGCAUGAAGGCCUUUUUGAAGGUUGCAGAUGCAUUUGAGGAGAUUGAUCAGGAGGUGAAGGUAUGGGUUAAGCAAAUAAGAGAGGUUGCUCAUGACAUGGAGGACAUUCUCGACGAAUACAUGCUUCUCCUUACACAUAAUCAUGGAGAGGGGCUCUCUGGUUUUCUUCACAAGAUGUCUUGCUGUGUUAGGAACAUGAAAGCUUGUUAUCGAAUUGCUUUGGACAUACAAGGCAUCAACUCAAGAAUAAGAGACAUUUGUGAUGGACACCGUAGACUUCGUCAGAAAUUCUGUGCUGAUGAAGGGUCAAGCUCCAAUGGUGUAGGUAAUACAUGGCAGGACCGCCGAUGGGAUGCCCUUCUUUUGGAUAAAACUGAUGUAGUUGGCAUCGAUGAGAGCAAAAAGAAGCUUAUCGGAUGGCUGGUCGGUGGUGGCACAGACCGCAAAGUUAUUUCACUCUCAGGGAUGGGAGGAUUGGGAAAAACGACCUUGGCAAAGCAAGUCUAUGACGAUGCAGAAGUGAAGAAACAUUUUCCUCUACAUGCUUGGACCACGGUUUCCCAACCUUUCAAGUUGGAGGGUCUCCUUAAAGAAAUGGUUCAACAACUCUCCAGAGUAAUUAGUAAACCAGUCCCUGAAGGAGUGGACAGCAUGAGCAGCUAUCAGCUGAAAACUAUAAUUAAAAACUGGCUACAGAAAAGAAGCUACCUAAUUAUUUUGGAUGAUGUAUGGCGCAUUAACGAGUGGGAUGCUAUCAAAAUUGCCUUGCCUGCUAACGAUUGUGGCAGUCGAGUGAUGCUUACCACACGAAAUGCUGAUUUAGCCUUUUCCUCUCGAAUAGAAUCUGAAGGUGCGGUGUACAAUUUGGAGCCUUUGCCUUCUGAAGAGUCCUGGACGUUGUUCUGUAGGAAGACUUUCCGUGGAAACUAUUGUCCUCCCCAUUUAGAGGAAAUCUGUAAACAAAUCUUGAAGAAGUGUGAGGGAUUGCCCCUUGCUAUUGUUGCUAUCAGUGGUGUUUUGGCUACAAAAAACAAGCAAAGAAUAGAUGAAUGGGAAAUGGUUGGUCGUAGUCUUGGUGCUGAAAUUGAUGGCAAUGAUAAGCUUAUGAAUUUGAAGAAAGUACUGUCACUCAGUUUCAAUGAUUUGCCAUACUAUCUAAAAUCAUGUUUCUUGUACUUGAGCAUCUUUCCUGAGGAUCAUCUGAUUGAUCUUAUGAAACUGAUACGAUUGUGGACAGCAGAGGGGUUUGUUGAAUUGAAACAAGGAAAGACACAAGAAGAAGUAGCAGAGGGUUUCUUUAAUGAGCUCCUAAGCAGAAGCUUGAUACAAGUAGCAGGGACAACCAGUGAUGGAAGGGUGAAGUCAUGUCGCAUUCAUGACCUUCUGCGAGAGAUCAUCAUAUUGAAGUCCAGAGAACAGAACUUUGCUGUCAUAGCAAAAGAACAAAAUGCAAUGUGGCCUGACAAAGCUCGACGUCUUUCAAUUCACAAUACAUUGCAAAAUGUACUGCAAAACAGGUGUGUUUCUCAACUGCGUUCUCUGUUCAUGUUUGGGGUCGAAGAAGAUCCAUCCUUGCAUAAACUGUUUCCUGAAGGCUUUAGGCUACUUGCGGUGCUUGAUUUGCAGGCUACUCCUCUAACAAAGUUUCCCGUUGACAUUGUAAACCUGUAUUUUUUGAAGUAUUUGAGCUUAAGGGAAACCAAGGUAACAGUUGUUCCCAGGUUUAUAGGGAAGCUUCAGAACCUUGAGACCUUAGAUCUUAAACAUGCCUAUGUUACUGAAUUGCCGGUAGAGGUCCUACAGCUCCAACGCCUCCGCCAUCUUUUAGUCUACCGAUAUGAGUUUGAGUCUUAUGAUUACUUCCACUCAAAAUAUGGCUUUAAAGCUCUGGAGAAAAUAGGAGUGUUGCAAUCCCUUCAAAAGCUGUGCUUAAUAGAGGUAGACCAGGGAAAUGUCAUAUUGGCAGAAUUGGGGAGGCUCACUCAGUUGAGGAGACUAGGCAUUACAAAGUUGAGGAAGGAAGAUGGGAAGAAAUUGUGCUCAUCUAUUGAAAAGCUGACAUGUCUUCGUGCUUUAUCUAUUAUAUCCAUAGAAGAAGAUGAGACCAUCGAUGUUCAACACCUCAUUUCCCCUCCACCAUUGCUUCAGCGGCUGUACUUGAGAGGCAGAUUGGAGACCAUGCCGCAUUGGAUCCGUUAUCUUCAUAGCCUAGUGAAAGUAUAUCUAAAAUGGAGCCGCUUAGUGGAAGAUCCACUAGUUUCUCUUCAAAAUCUUCCGAACCUUGUUCAUCUUGAAUUAGUACAGGUUUAUGAUGGAGACACUCUGCUUCGAGGCUGGAGGAUUUAAAAGGCUGAAGCGUCUUUGCCUUGAUAACUUUGACGAACUCAAAGGGAUGCAGAUACAGGUGGGGGCAAUGCCUUGUCUAGAAAAGCUAAGCAUUCAGCGAUGUAAAUCCAUGGAGAAGGUACCGCUAGGUAUUGAACAUCUGACAAAGCUGAAUGUGCUUGAAUUCUUUGACAUGCCUCAUGAAUUAAUCAGGACACUCCGCCUGGAUAACUACGGUGAAGAUUACUGGAGAGUUGCUCACAUCCCUGAAGUUUAUUCUACUUACUGGAGAGAUGGAGCUUAGGAGGUCUAUUCCUUGGAGAGUUUCAGUGAAGGAGAGAGCUCUCCUCAGCCCAACACUGUCAUAAGUAGCCAGGAUCUUCAUGCACGUUGGAAAUGAUCUCUCUGUACAUACCUACAAAUACUGAAUAAUUUUCAUUGUAUAUUUGUAAAUAAUUGUAAAAAUAGUCACUUGAGCUUGUUGUAAAUAAUUGUAAAAAUAAUUUUCAUUUGAGCUUGUUGUAAAAAUAGUUUCUUUGUGUAAAAAUAAAACGAAAAGACUUGUAAGGAUUCUAGAUGUGCUUGUCUAUAAAUAGCAAGUAAUAUUUAACUUUGAUUUUGUAAUAAGAAAUUCAAAUAUUUUGAUAGUUUGCACUUACUACAUCAAGUUAGUUAGUGGUCUUUUCUUGCAUUGUAAAAUUAGAUUUCUUGCCAAAAUGGAAAAUACCUGUUUGGAUCAGACAAUUCCAAAUUCGACAUCGUCAGUAACGAAGUUACCAACCCAGAUUCUUAUUUUCAUGAUGUAAAUUUCUGUCCCUUUUGGUUCGCUCAAUUUUCAUUGAAUUGGACUUGAUUUGACAUUUCUGGGCUUAUUUUUUAUUCCUUCAUGACAAUGGGAGGCAGUAGAACGCAGACAACCCAAAGCCUAAACAUAUCCUCUUUUGCAAAAGUUAUUGGAUUUUUUAUGUUUUGUACUAUUGGCCCAAUAUAUGGACUGCCCUGAAAACGUUAAGGCGAAGCCAGAGGACUAAGCGUUACUCUGACCUUUUUAGGCCCAUAGAUCCAUGGGAUGGGAUCGCCGCUAAUGAUUUGGUAUUCUGAAAUUGCCCAAAAGCCUUUGCUGUAAAAAUGAAAUGCCUAAAUAUUGAAGUUAUCUCUGAUCUUAAUUUAUUGCCAACUCAACAAUUUUACUAUUUAUUUGAGUGUCAAAUCAACAAAUAAUUGCUUGGUUUCUAACAACGGCUUCUUGUCCGAAAUUUUACUUAUCAAAAUCCAAAAUCUUAACAACUUGUUUCUUUAUUAUGGUAAUUAAUAAAUAUAAUUUGAUAAAUCGUAUGGAAAAUGACACACCAAGGGGAUUUUCAUGAUGGGAAGGGAAACCAGCGGGGAAGCAAAUAUAGGAAAACGAAUAUGAAGUGAAAUUUCAUGAAAUGAUUGAUUCUCACUAUCUCAAUAUAAAAUUUUUGUUUAUUGGGAUGAAAAAAGAUCAAACAACUUGAAAAAGUCAAGUCCACGAGCUUAAUUCAUUUAUUUCAUUUUAGUAAUAUAGUAUCAAAUCAAAUGUGAACACGGUACCUAUGUUCAAAUAAGUGUCACACCAUAAGCGGGUGCAUCAGGCGUGUCAAGCGCACAGGUUUGAGCAGCAGAGGCAGAGGCUCACACACCAAAAGCAUUGGCGGGGGUUUGCUCAUCAGGCCUUGGAGAAGAGGUCAAACCGCCCGCACAGCAUGCAAGCCAACCCGCACAGACAAGGUCAGACUUGCAAGACGCCCGCACCACAUCAGGAAAGUUCUAAGAGAACAAAUGCGCAACUAGAUCUUCUAAAAGUGUACAGGAUCAACAAAAGCUUUCAGUAAAAUUGGUUGAACCUAAAAAUCAAAAAGUAGAAUCCUGUAUUAAUAUAAUUGGUGUAAUCCUUGUGUGAUUGUAAUUAUUUGAUUCUAGAGAUUUAGCCAUAAGUGUAGUUGGGGGCUUCAAUUAUAAAUAGAGGGUUGUCCCAUCCUCCUUUGUAUAGCAUCUCACACUUUAUUUCAGUAAAAUAUAGAAGCAUAUUCUAGCUAUUUUCUCUUGUUUUCUAGUUUUUCAAACUUGCGCAUUUUGUCAUUCCUAUUAUUUUAGUGCUCGCAUGCUUGUGUUUUAGGCUGACUUAAGCUAGAAGGAGGUGAUUCCAAGCCUAAGACCGCACGAAUUCUAAGUCUAAGAUUGAAGCCCGUGACAAUUGAUAUCAGAGCAGUUUUAGUUUUGCUUGUUUGUCUGUGUGCAGGUUAGAUAACAGUCGAGGAAAUGGCAUCCUAGAGCGAUGUUGCAAGCUAACAACCUGAGGCCCAAGAGCAAGGCCACUGAAGGGGCAAGAAGGCCAGUUUGAGAGACAUCUGAUCUACCAUAGAUAGGAAGCUGUCCAAGGUAGAAGUGACCAUGGAUGACAUGAAAGAAAAGCUUGAUGAUAUGGAGAC